AUGCUGAUGGAACCAUCCUCAAUGAAAGUUGAUCUUGACUCUCUCCUCCAAUCGCACGGCGGAGUUGACUCCAAUUCUUCCGAUGAGGUAGAUUCCACCUUGUCUCGUAGUCACCACCGCACGGUCGAUGAAAUUCUUUUGAACAAUUCCUCAUCUUCCUGCUCUCCCUCUCCCCCUUCUUCCCCAAAAUUAUCAUAUUCACGCCCUCCUACAUCCGUGGUUGAAUUCAAUAAAUUUAAGAGUUCAACUACUAGUACUAGCUUUGAUAGCUCUAGUAGCAGUAGAAUUAAGUCAGCGGGUGAGAAUACUGCUGCUAGUUCUUUUUCGUUAAGCCGGAUUGUUUUACCGCCACUAUUCAUCAAUGGGGCAGUAAGCUCCCAAACUAAGCCAGGGGCUGCUCUGGCCGCUGCAGCAGCGGCAUCCCGAUCAGUUCCUACUCCCCACGCGGCUGCCAUCAAGUUGAGAAGGGCCAAUACCAGUGCUCUGCAGAGGGUGGCUUUGGAAACCACUGCUAUUGCUGCUAGUGUAGAAACCUCGCCUUUAUCAGAAAUUUCCAAAGAUUCUGAGGUGAGUUCUGAGACUGGUUCUGAGAGCCAUGGUUUGCGUGUUCUUGAAAACAAUAGUAACCACUCAGAAGAAGAGGUUAAAUUGGAUGUUUUUCAAUCUGCACAAGCUAAAGUUAGAUUGACCGAUACUGUAGAUACUAUCAACGAUCCCACUGAGAGUGCUCAAGUUUUAACUAGUGAUGAAACUUCAACUGAGGAUGCUACUGUGGAUGAGCAUUUAACGAUUGUGGAGCAAGUUUCUGAAAGGUUCAUUUCUGAAUCCCACAUCAGCUCUACUGUUGAAAAUGAAAAACAGUUUGAAUUUAAUGAGAAUAGGUUGGAUUCAGUUUUGGAUGAAGUUAAUGAAAACAAACAAGUCUUAUCUUUCUUAUUGAACGACAACAAUGAUGUAAAUGCUGAAAUUAACUCUGUUGAUGAAUCCAAUGAAAUUAAAGAGAUGGCUGCUCCUAGUCCACCACCUUUAACUUCCAAUGACAGAAUAAGUUCGGAUGAAAUUGUGAGUUUAAUGGGAGAAGAAGAAGCAAAUGAUCAGGGGAAUGCAAUGGAUGAAUCUAGAGAUGGAGAUGAUGCUAGGUCACAAUACGACGUUGAAGAUGUUGUUGAAGAAUUAGGUUUAAAGUCGGAAAGCAAGAGGGGAAGGAGAAAGUCACAAAAGAAAUCUCAAUCUUCCUUGAAGCCGCUUGAAUUGGCUGAAGAACUCGAGAAGAAACACGCAUUUAAGGGAAUGCAUUACGAAGAGGGUGUUACUUCUCAACCAAUGAGGCUUGAGGGUGUCCGCAGGGGUUCUACUUUGUUGGGUUACUUUGAUGUUAAUGCCAACAAUACCAUUUCUCAUACCAUCUCAUCACAAGCUUUCCGGCGAGAUCAUGGGUCCCCUCUAGUCCUGGCAGUUAAUUUUAACUUCAUUGCAAUUGGGAUGUCUAAAGGAACUAUUGUCAUUGUGCCCAGCAAAUAUACUCGUCAUCAAAUUGACAACAUGGACGCAAAGAUGUCGGUGCUUGGAUUACAAGGAGAUAGAACUCAUGUUCCAGUAACUUCCAUGUGCUUUAAUCAGCCAGGAGACUUGCUUUUUGCAGGAUAUGGUGAUGGGCACUACAUUGUUUGGGAUGUUCAGAAGACCUCUGCACUUAGAGUGAUUAAUGAACAUAAAGCUCCAGUAGUUCAUAUGCUAUAUGUAGGGCAGGAUACUCAGGUUACACGUCAGUUUAAUGUGGUUAGCGGGGAUAGCAAGGGCGUGAUUAAGUUGAUUCGUUUUUCAGUGGUUCCAUGGCUCAAUAGAAUUUCCUACUCCAAAUCGAUGAAACUUCUAGAUGAAACAACUAGCAGAGUAGUGUGUGCAUCUCCAUUACUGUCAGGUGAAGUUCACGGAGGUGCACAGAUGUCCUCUCAGGGUAGCAGUGCAGUUUCUACUGGGAGUAUUAGUAGCAUGAUGGGAAGUGUGGUUGAAGAAGGUAUCGUCAUCUUUGUCACGCAUCAAUCUGCUCUAGUGGCAAAAGUUAAUCCUACUGUAGAAGUAUAUGCUCAAAUUCCUAAACCUGAUGGCAUCAGGGAAGGCUCCAUGCCUUAUGCCGCAUGGAGAUGCAUGUCGCAGUCACCUGGUUCUUCCACUGAAAAUGCACCCGCUGACACACUAGAAAAGAUUUCACUGCUUGCAAUUGCUUGGGAUCAGAAAGUUCAGAUUGCUAAGCUGGUGAAAUCCGAGCUAAAGAUACUUGAAAAGUGGACUCUGGAAAGUCCAGCAGUAGGCCUGGCAUGGUUAGAUGAUCAGAUGUUGGUGAUUCUCACUUUGACUAGACAACUCUAUUUGUUUGCGAAAGAUGGAAAUGUGAUUCAUCAGACAAGCUUUGCUGUGGAUGGAUUGCGAGGGGAUGAUCUCAUCUCAUCACAUAUCUACUUUACUAAUACUCUUGGUAACCCUGAAAAAGCUUAUCACAAUUGUGUAGCUGUAAGGGGGGCUACUAUAUACAUACUUGGGCCAGAGCAUCUUAUUGUUUCCCGCUUUCUUCCGUGGAAGGAAAGGAUUGAAGUUUUGAGGAAAGCAGAGGAGUAUUAUGCCCUAUUUAGUGGAGUUGCUUCUGUCAUAUUUGAGUUCUGUGUGCAUAUCAGGAGAACCGAUAUCCUCUUUGAUGAAAUUGUUUCAAAAUUUGAUGAAGCUCAGCAUAAAGAUACAUUUUUGGAGCUUUUGGAGCCAUAUAUUUUGAAAGAUAUGUUGGGAUCCCUUCCACCUGCGAUUAUGCAAGCAUUAGUGGAGCAUUAUAGUGAGAAAGGUUGGUUGCAACGAGUUGAACAGUGUGUUCUCCACAUGGACAUUUUGUCCUUGGAUUUUAAUCAGGUUGUACGCUUAUGCAGGGAACACAGGUUGCAUGGUGCACUGAUAUAUUUGUUUAACAAAGGUCUGGAUGAUUUUAGGGCACCUCUAGAGGAGCUCUUGGUUGUACUACGAAAUAGCGAAAGAGAGAGUGCUGCUUCCCUUGGGUAUAGGAUGCUUGUUUACUUGAAGUACUGCUUUCAGGGUCUUGCUUUCCCCCCAGGACAUGGAAAGCUUUCUCCUACACGUCUGCCAUCUCUUAGAAAAGAACUUGUGCAAUUUCUAUUGGAGAUUUCUAGUGCUCAAAAUGCAUGGACAGUUAGAACCUUACAAUCAAAUGGAGCUUGUCCAAACCUGCUACAUCUGUUAGAAUUGGAUACUGAAGCCACUCUAGAUGUUUUGAGAUUUGCAUUUACAGAAGAAGAUGAAAUAAACUGCUUUUCGCAGGGAUCAAUAAAAUCGGAGUUAGCUGAAGUAAAUGAUUUGAUGGAUGAAAGUCAAAUUUUGGUUCAGAAAGUAGUAGAUGUUCUUGCUGAUAUUCUGGACUCAAGUUACUUCCAAACAGGCAGUUCUAUCAACAGUGAUGACAUUAACUCUAUAGAAAUCUGGCCUUCGAAGAAAGAUGCAGGUCACAUGUAUGACUUCACAGCAUACUAUGUAGCCUGUGGAAGAGCCAAUGUCUCAAAUAAUAUCCUAACUCAAAUUUUGGAGUACUUGACGUCGGAGAUAAAUAUUUCACAUAGUUUGUCAGGGCAGACAAUAGAAACAAUUAAAAGAAGAGAGAAGCAACUACUUGCACUUGUAGAAGUGGUUCCCGAGACUCGCUGGGAUACUCCAUACUUGUUACAUUUGUGUGCAAAGGCUCAGUUUCAUCAGGUUUGUGGCUGCAUUCAUGCCAUCAAGCAUCAGUAUGUUGCUGCUUUGGAUAGCUAUAUGAAAGCUACGGAUGAACCCAUUCUCGCCUUUUCCUUUAUCCAUGUUAUGCUGCAACAACUCGAUGAAAAAGAACGUGAUGCUUUUGAAUCAGCUGUUAUUUCUCGAAUUCCAGAUCUUCUCAAAUUAAGCAGAGAAGGAACUUACUUGCUGAUUCUUGACCAUUUAUCUGGUCAAAGUCAAUAUAUUUUGUCUGAGCUUCGCUCUCAUCCAGAAAGCCUUUUCCUCUAUCUGAAGACGGUUAUUGAGGUUAACACAACUGGUAACCUGAACCUCUCUUCUUUAAAAAAAGACGAUAUUUUAUAUUUUCCCAGCGCAAGAAGACCUAGGCAGCAGUCAUCUAGCGUUGAAGCUUAUCUGCAAACAAUAUCCGGCUUCCCUAAACUUCUGCACAACAGUACAGUUCAGAUUACUGAUGAAAUGACAGAGUUAUAUCUUGAGCUGUUAUGUCAGUAUGAGAGCAAAUCCGUACUGAAAUUCUUGGAGACUUCUGAAAGCUAUAGGGUGGAACACUGUUUACGUUUGUGCCAGGAAUAUCAAAUUAUAGACGCAGCUGCAUUUUUAUUAGAAAGAGUUGGAGAUGUUGGAAGUGCUCUGUUGCUCAUUCUUUCUGAUCUUAAUGAUAAAAUGAUUGUGCUUAAUGUUGCUAUUGAAGAUGGACUUUCUGGUGCUAGUCUGGAUCAUCUUAAUGCUGUUUUAAAGAGAAAAGAAGUCAUUGAAAUUCUUGAUAUUGUGCAUGCUUGUAUUGGUCUAUGCCAACGGAACAGCCCCCGAUUGGAUCCGGAUGAGUCUGAGUAUCUCUGGUUUCAGUUGCUUGAUUCGUUUUGCAAGCCUCUGAUGGAUUCAGAUAGUGAUAGUACAAAUUCUGAAAGCAAAGCAGAGAAGGAAACGCUUGAUGGAUCAUUUGGUAAUCAGGGAGAUGAAGAAGGGUCCAAAAUUAAAUGGAAGUUCUCCAAGUCUCAUAAAGGUGCUCGCAUCAUGAGGAAACUGACUUCCAUGUUUAUUAAAGAGAUUGUUGAUGGCAUGAUCGGAUAUGUUCAGCUCCCAAGGAUCAUGUCAAAACUUCUUUCUGAUAAUGGAAACCAAGAAUUUGGCGAUUUCAAACUUACAAUAUUGGGGAUGCUUGGAACAUAUGAUUUCGAAAGAAGAAUAUUGGACACUGCCAAAAGUUUAAUCGAAGAUGAUACAUACUAUACACUGAGUUUACUCAGAAAGGGAGCUUCUCAUGGUUAUUCCCCCGGGAGCAGAGUUUGUUGCAUAUGUAAUGGCCUACUCGCCAAAAGCUCGGAUGAUUCUGGAAUUCAAAUUUUCAGUUGUGGUCAUGCAAUACAUCUCCACUGUGAACUUCCUGAGAACGGGGCAUCAGUUAGGGGCUCCUUUACUGGAUGUCCCAUUUGCAUGCCUAGGAAGAAAGCUCAGAAAUCAAGUGGCAUAUCAUUUUUUACACAGAAUGGACUAGUUAGCAAGUCAUCAUCAAGGAGCCAGCAACCACAUGGGACAAUAGCUUUGCAUCCGCACGAUUACGAUUCUUUUGAGAAUUCAUACGGUUCUCAGCCAGUGUCAAGGUUUGAGUUCUUGAAUAAUCUUCAGAAAGACCACAAGUCGACGCAGAUGGAGAACAUGCCUCCAUUGAGGCUUGCACCGCCCGCAGUUUACCAUGAAAAGAUUAUAAAGAAAAGAAGUGAUGAUUUAGGAGGAGAAAGCAGCAGCAGAAGUCUUUCCAAAACAGAAAAGCCAGCUAGGAGCAGGCAACUGAAGGAUGUAAAAGUGAGAGGAUCUUCAGUUCGAUUCCCUCUGAAAUCGAAUAUAUUUGGUAAGGAGAAGGCGAGUAAGAGGUGA
Fraxinus pennsylvanica is the source of this 5646-nucleotide messenger RNA. Lineage: Eukaryota; Viridiplantae; Streptophyta; Magnoliopsida; Lamiales; Oleaceae. The record is from the annotation of a GenBank genome assembly.